AGGAGGAGGUGAAAGGCUGGAAGGUGGAGAACAGAAUGAACGGUUCGGGAAAGGGGAAGGAUGCGGAUUAUGGUAGCCCGCCCGCCGGCCAGCCUGCCUACCGACGGUGGUUUCGGUCGUUUGGCGUGAGGAUGUGUGGCGAAAACGACGUGGGCCCUGCGGUUUGUUGAUACACGGCGCACAGAGGGAAAGCCUGCAAUUUACGCGUCGCCUCAAAUGAUCAGUGACACCGAGAGUUGCCUGGCUUAACUAUGAGGGCGAUUUGAUUUACGGCGUAGGCUAUUUUGAAUGUACAUGUUACUUCGUCGUCGUCUAAAAUUGUUCUCUUCUCAACAAGUUAAUGUCAAGAAAACCCGUCCCUCUUGAUAUUUGAGGUUCAACUGCCAACAUGUUUUUAGCCGUCAUUUUAGCAUCAUCGCCACCUGAUCUCCUGUGCUCUCCCGCUGCCGCCUGGACGUCAAACUGAACAGAGCGCCGCAAAGACAAAAACCGAACCUACCAAAAAUUACAACUUCACCGUGUUUCAAGAUGGAGCCGUCGACGAUACAGCCUCGCCGGUUGACAAAGCUGUUUAUAUGGACGACUUUGUGCUGGCUCAGCAGAGGACAGUCCGCGCCGGACGCCUCGGGCCUGCCUCGAGCCAUCCGCGUGCCACUGCGGCAAGGCGCUCGCGCUGAGCAGUCGCCGUCGCAGCCACCUGCCGCCGCAGCCGCUGCCUUGAAGGGCGAGCGCGGCUACACGGGGAGGUACCCGGCGCGCAGGCGGAGAGGUGCGGCGGCGAGCGGUGUCAGCUUCGUGGACAUGAUUGACAACCUGCGUGGGAAGUCCGGACAGGGAUACUACGUGGAGAUGGCCGUGGGAUCUCCUGCGCAGAAGUUGAACAUCUUGGUGGAUACUGGAAGCAGUAACUUUGCUGUCGGGGCGGCUGCUCAUCCCUUUCUGCGCAGAUAUUACCAUCGUUCACUCUCCAGUUCAUACCGUGACCUUGGUAGGAGUGUGUACGUUCCUUAUACCCAGGGUCGCUGGGAAGGGGAGCUGGGCAGCGACCUGGUCUCUGUCCCACAUGGCCCCAACACCACACUCCGUGCCAACAUUGCUGCAAUCACCCAGUCAGAUCGCUUCUUUAUCAAUGGAUCCAACUGGGAGGGAAUCCUGGGACUGGCCUACGCUGAUAUAGCCCGGCCUGACGAGACAUUGGAGCCUUUCUUUGACUCUCUGGUUCGUCAGACUCCUGUCCCCAACCUCUUCUCUCUCCAGCUGUGUGGAGCCGGCUUCACCCAAAACUACUCCCUGGGCAGUGCUACUGUCGGCGGUAGCAUGAUCAUUGGAGGAGUGGAUACAUCACUGUUCGUAGGAGAGCUUUGGUACACUCCCAUCCGCAGGGAAUGGUACUAUGAGGUCAUUAUCGUGCGCAUUGAGGUAAAUGGACAGGACCUCAGUAUGGACUGUAAAGAGUACAACUAUGAUAAGAGUAUUGUGGACAGCGGCACCACCAACCUUCGGCUGCCUAGAAAAGUCUUCCAGGCUGCAGUCAAGGCUAUUGAGGCAGCCUCUUCGACAGAACAGUUUCCCUCUGGGUUCUGGCUGGGGGAGCAGCUGGUAUGCUGGCAGGCUGGCACUACACCCUGGCACAUCUUCCCAGUCAUCUCCCUCUACCUGAUGAGUGAAAACCGCAACCAGUCCUUCAGAAUCUCCAUCCUGCCACAGCAAUAUCUGCGACCAGUGGAGGAUGUGGCUUCAGACCAGGAGGACUGCUAUAAGUUUGCCGUAUCCCAGUCUAGCACUGGUACAGUCAUGGGGGCUGUCAUCAUGGAAGGCUUCUAUGUGGUCUUCGACCGUGAGAAGAAACGCAUCGGCUUUGCUGUUAGCACCUGCCAUGUGCACGACGAGUUUCGCACAGCCUCUGUGAAGGGCCCGUUCCACGGCGUCGACCUGGAGGACUGCGGCUACAACAUCCCUCAGACGGACGAGUCCACUCUUAUGACCAUCGCCUACAUCAUGGCAGGAAUCUGCGCUCUCUUCAUGCUGCCGCUGUGUCUCAUGGUGUGCCAGUGGCGCUUUGCCCGCUGCCUCCACCCACACGGGGACUUUGCUGAUGACAUAUCGCUCCUAAAGUGAAGGCGGAGAAGUGGGAGGCAAAGGGGGUCACAGAGACCUACACUUGAAACACAGGACAGAAAUGGAUUGUGGUGGGACGGAUGUAUGAUGUUACAAAAUAUUGGUGCUGUUGAUGGAGAGCUUUGAAAAGGUUUUUCAGGAAUAUAAUGUAUAAAGUUUAGAACAUGCUGACUUACAGCAUGUGAGGAUAACUAGAGCCAUUACUAGCCUGAAGGACAAACAAGAGAAAGUUGAUGUCAUCAGCAUCAACUUUGACUGGUUAAGCUAUCUAUGCAGAACAGCAUGGUUAGAGGAACAGACGUGGGAAAACAAAGUCAAAUACAAAACAAAAAAUCUUGUCUUUUAUAUAAAUAGUGUAUAAAUAGACCACAAAGAAGGAUUGGAUUUGGAAUUUUGAAAAAUGUGUCUCUUAACAUUGCAGAGUGAUUUGGGAUUUGGGGAAAAUUAAUGAGCAAACAAAUAAUUUACAAACAUGGCUAAAUGAAGAAACUCACAAUCUGGAUGUGAAUACAAGAUGUGAAACCAUGGUGUUUUCGAAUGUGUUUUUGCUUUGGUGUGAUAGAUCUAUGUUUGUGGCUUGUGAGUGAAUGAAGUUGAUGUGUAUGAGCAUGCCUGUAUGUGUGCACAGCUGUACUGUAACUGAAGAGUAUACAGAAAGAUUUACUGAAAAUGAAGAUGAUAAUUAUGAAGAUGAAAAAUUAUACUUACAUCUAUGAAAUUACACUAUUUUGCAGCAAAGAAUUCUGCAAUGCAAUUCAAGAAAGAAUAAAGAGGCUUAUUUGAUAAAAUAUCAAAUUAGCUUCUUUAUUGUAGCAUUUACUGUACACAAUCAGUUUCACUUAGUGUGAAACUGAGACUGGAGCACAGUCAAUAUCAGAUGUCACUUUUUCUUCUUAUAUUGAUGGCUUAAAUCUAUUGUACAGAGAAUGUGUGCAUUCCAGAUCUUCUAUUUGCGCAGGCACACACACACAGAAUACACAUUGCUAAUCCUGCUGCUGCACCAUCUGAUGAUUUGCACAUGUAACAACACAUUACAUGUUAACAAACCAAGACUUAAUAGGGCUUCUUUCACAGCCACAGAAACAGCCUAACUCACCACAUCUUUCAGUGGGGACAAUAUAUGCUUGGACAAGGUAACCAGCCCAAAGUAUGUUAUACACUAAAGAACACUAUGUAUGUCUACAAGGGACAGUUUGCAUUGUCUCUCAGAAAGCUGUAAAUAGUUAAACCCGAAACUGUAUAUUUAUCUGUCAGGCGCUGGCAGCACUGUUGAA
Xiphias gladius (swordfish) is the source of this 3392-nucleotide messenger RNA. It is a transcript of the gene bace1, whose product is annotated as beta-secretase 1. Gene Ontology annotation, cellular component: endosome; trans-Golgi network; membrane. The record is from RefSeq and is a predicted model, not a curated record. Gene Ontology annotation, biological process: amyloid-beta metabolic process; membrane protein ectodomain proteolysis. NCBI's taxonomy places the organism in Eukaryota, Metazoa, Chordata, Actinopteri, Istiophoriformes, Xiphiidae. Gene Ontology annotation, molecular function: aspartic-type endopeptidase activity. The transcript is spliced from 9 exons. The coding region runs from base 529 to 2118 and encodes 529 amino acids.